ACUGGGUUUGUGGCUGUGUAUCACUACUCAAGCUAUCAUUUUUUGUUUCCUCUGCUUCCUUUAGAGGCUGAAGCUAGUAUAGUUUAGUCAAUAGUCAUGUUAGCUGUCUUCUUGGCUGUCACCCACUGCUGUUUCUUCUCUGCCUACACCUUAGGUGAUCAGCCUGAGGACUUUGCAUCAAUGUUGCGCAUGAUUGCAACAUCCCUGUGCCUCCGGUGCCAGCCUGUCAUAGCUCUACCUUUAAACUGCAGACCAUGUGUGACACUGAGCCCAGCAGAGAACCAGCAGACCGUGGAGGCUCUCUAUGAUCUCUCUGUGGACAUCCAGAAGGUCCGAAAACUUAAAGGCUGGGUCUUGCAUCAGAGCCCAGCCUACACUAAAGAGGUAGCAGGUCUGCUGAAGGACAUGGGGGCUUCGGGGUCCAUCAUCGCCCGGAUCUUAGCAGUUCACCCUGAGGCAGUACUCUGUAACCCGGAGCAGAUGCAGACUCAGAGGGAGCUGUGGGUAUCUGUGUGCCCUAACCAGAAAGAGCUGGUUGGUAUUAUUGAGAAAUUCCCGGCCUCCUUCUUCACCUCCUCCAGCCACCACCAUAACCAGCGCGACAACAUUGCUUUCUUCCAGAGCUUAAACCUCAACAAGCGUAUCAUCACCAAGCUCAUGGCCAGUGCUCCACAGAGCUUCAGCCGGCCAGUGGAGCAGAACAAGGUUAUGGUCUGCACCCUCCAGCAGGCCUACCAGGAGCUCGGUGGAGAGGAGGCCAACAUGAAGAUUUGGCUUCAGAAGCUUCUGAGCCAGAACCCCUUUGUUCUCCUCAAGCCCCCUGAGGUGCUGAGACAGAACAUGCUGUUCCUGAGAGACAAGGGCUUCAGCACAGCGGAGCUCCUCAAACUCCUCUCCAAGCUCAGGGGAUUUGUCACUGAGCUCAACCCGGACAGCAUGCGUCGCACUCUGGCAUACUCUCACAACACCAUGGGCUGCUCCGAGGCAGAGCUGCGGGACAUCAUCCUCAACUGCCCAGCUCUACUUUAUUACCCUGAAGUUAUUCUGGCUGAGCGCUUUCAGGGCCUCCUCAGUGCCGGGAUCAGCAUGUCUCAAAUCAUAGAGACUCCGACUGUUAUAGAGCUGACCACGCAGAUAAUCAAUUAUCGCUUGCAGAGACUUAAAGCACAUGGUUAUGAUGUAAGGACAGGUAGUCUGGACGUCCUUAAUGGCACUAAGAAGGACUUUGAGAUGAGCUAUGGAAAACUGCAACUACGUAGAGAGAGACCUAUUUUUAACCCUGUCGCCCCUUUAAAAGUGGAUGACUGA
Molecule: messenger RNA, 1308 nt
Organism: Scomber japonicus (chub mackerel)
Lineage: Eukaryota; Metazoa; Chordata; Actinopteri; Scombriformes; Scombridae
Gene: mterf2
Product: mitochondrial transcription termination factor 2
Exons: 1
Coding region: 97-1308 (403 amino acids)
Biological process (GO): termination of mitochondrial transcription; regulation of DNA-templated transcription
Cellular component (GO): mitochondrial matrix
Molecular function (GO): double-stranded DNA binding
Source: RefSeq, a predicted model, not a curated record